Messenger RNA from Perkinsus marinus ATCC 50983, 1065 nucleotides. RefSeq names its product ketoacyl reductase hetN, putative. The record is from RefSeq and is a predicted model, not a curated record. Bases 1 to 1065 code for a protein of 354 amino acids. The transcript has a single exon. Lineage: Eukaryota; Perkinsozoa; Perkinsida; Perkinsidae.
AUGGCUGAGAAACAGAGUUUACCAGUGGUCCUCUCUAUGGGUGCUUAUCCAUUCACCUUUCUCGAGUGGUUGAGUAUCAUAGCAAUCAUGCUCCUUUGUGCACCUAUCAUUUUGACUGGUAUGGCGCUAUGCUGGGUGGUUCAGAAGCUUCAGGGCCCGAUUUUCAAUAUGGGCUAUCCUUAUAACCUCAAGCCAGUGAGAGCUUCUCGCGAGGAGUAUGCUGUUGUUACUGGUGCAUCCAAGGGUAUGGGCCGUCAGUUUGCCAUGAAGUUGGCGAAAGCAGGGUGGAGUCUUGUGAUUGCCGCUCGUAACGAGAAGUUGUUAAACGAGUUGAAAGAUACUUUGGUGAAGACUUACGGUCCGAGUUGCAAGGUUGCCGUUGUUCCGUGCGAUUUGUCCUGUGAUGAGGGUCUUGCCAAACUCCGUGCUGCCGUUGAUGAUCUUCCAGUCACCCUAGCUGUUCUGAAUGCUGGUGGUAUGUAUUCGUGUGAUAUCGUCAAUCUCGAGCCGGAGAAGUUGGAAGCUCAGAUUCGUCUGAAUAUCAUCCAACAAGUGAUGCUCUCACAAUACUUCAUGGCCCAUCACUUCGUUCCUCGUGGAAAGGGUCGUGUCUGCAUCAUGAGCUCUUUAGCAGCCCAUUUUAUCGGUAGCGGUAACGCCUUCUACUACAGCUCGAAGUCUUUCCUCACUCAAUGGGGCAAAUGCCUGGAUCAUGAGUGCCGUACUCUUGGUGCCGGUGUCCUCACCAUCCAACCUGGUGCCAUGAACGAUACCAACUUCAGUAAUGCUGCUGGUUGCAAGGCAUCGCCUUGUUUCACUCUGCUCAACAUGCCUUCGGAGGAGUGCACCGAUGAGGUCGUCUGGAGGCUUCAGAAUGAUGAUCCUCGUAUUGCUACUGGCGUGCAUACCAUCGGCUUUAUGAAUCAGGUCGCUGUUGCUCUCGAGCCAUGGCUUAGCGACAGCUUUGACGCCUGGCUUGGGCGCAUGAUGGUUUUCCAGCCCAACACUCCGUACCUGCGUAGCAUGAAUGCAAGAGAAAGCAAAUUGGCUAUUCUUACUGAGUGA